Linum trigynum is the source of this 1871-nucleotide messenger RNA. Lineage: Eukaryota; Viridiplantae; Streptophyta; Magnoliopsida; Malpighiales; Linaceae. The record is from the annotation of a GenBank genome assembly.
AAUAUACGAAUGAAGAAUAGUGAGAUUUUUUAAAAUAUAUCAAAUGUAUGGCUAAUCUAUUUGGUAUUAGAAAUUUCUCACAUAUUAUGUUCAAAUUGAACUAGUUGUGUUUGUGCCACGUAACACGAGGUCUCGGAUGACUGAUGCACCUCCCUUCUUGGAACUCUCUCUGACCUCGCACCUCGUUCCUGCACACGAAGGCGCCCACCGAGCCCCUCGCUACGGGCUCGUUAGCACUCCGGCGCCCAAGUUAGAACAGUCUUUCUAGAGAGAGAGAAGUGAAGUGUAGUUUUUAGAGAGAAGUUCUAACCUGAGUAAAUGAGCUCCACCAACUUCACUAUUUAUAGGGCUGGCCAUUCGGUUAUCGGUUGCCGGUUAACCGGCCGGUUAAACCGAUAACCGGCGGUUACCGGUUAACCGGAUAACCGAAAAGAGGGGGUGCGGGCGGUUGGCGGUAGCGGGGCUGGUCGUGCCGAUUAACCGGCUAACCGGCACGACUAGCCUCGCCCAAGCAAAACGCCGCCGCCGAGAUACUCCUAAACCCUAAUUGCCAUCUAGCGAGCAGACCCUCCUCAAUCUCUCAUUCUCUUCUGCAGCAUCGCGAGAGCCGAGAAUGGAGAGCCUCCUGCCGGCACCGCCUGCCGCCUGUCGCUGCCGCCUCCCGGAUCUCGUCCAUGGCGCCGUCGAUGACGAGCUGGGCCAGAACAGGGGACCCGACGAACAUGAUCUUCAACCCGCUGUCCUGGAACACCUCCUUCUUCCUGGUGGUGAAUCAGUCGUUGGGCACGGCGUCGAGAGCAGAGGUCGGGUCCUUAAUUGCGGCGCCCGGGACGACGACGCUGUGGAGGAGGAAAGAGUCCUCGCAGUGGGGGAAAGUUUCGGGGAUGUGGGAUCCAGGAGGGAGGAUGUAAGUGAUCUCGACGGAUUGAGUCGCGAGAGGCGAGAUGAUGCCGGAUUGGGGCUUGAUGGCGUAUCGAUUCUUGUUCAGGGCUUGGAUCCGGAAAGCCACCGACAUGGAGUACAUGACGUUGCGGAGGGUGAGCUCGUCGGAGCAUUUUUGGCCCAGUUCCGCACCGCCGCCACGUUCGACGACUCCAAUUUAAUCAGCCUGUCCAUUUAGAUCCACCAAUUUUGAAUUCCCUUGCUUCUGUUGGUGAUGAUUCCUGAUUGCAAAGAAGAAGCCCACUCAGUCUUGGAAAACAGGGGAGGUAUUGCCUUUUGGAGGUAUUGCAUAGGGCUGUUGUGCGGUUCAGUUACUCGGUGAAAUCGAUGGCCAUUGCGUCUCGCGGUUACUUCGGUUAACCGAGUAACUAAUCGGUAACCGACCGGUCGGUUGCCGGCUAACCGACAGCUUCCGUCGGGCGGUUGACGGUAGCCAUUGGUGGCGUCGCGGUUAACUGGUAACCGACAUUUCAGUUAUUGGUUAUAACCGAACUAACCGAAAAUCCAGCCCUAACUAUUUAUACCCAGGGUAGGGUCGACCAUUGCCCCCCAAAUCCGCCCCCGUCAUCAUCUCAUUAAAUGCACCGUACUUUACCCCUGCCAUGCGCCCCGACACUCUGACACCGGCUCUGAAUCUCGGGGUGCAUGGCCCCACAUUCUAUCCUCUCCGUACGCUUCCUGCCGUUCUCCCUUUUGUCGUCAUGCGCUUUAUGUCAUGCAUGGCCCCACCACCUAAGUUAUGAUCUCAGACCCUCUCUGGGCUGGGCUUUUCCCUUGUUAGGCCCAUUUUGACUUCUUGGGCCCUUGUAUGCCCCCAACAAGUUGAAUAUGGUUUAACCAUCAAAUCUUAAAUUACUUUGGCGAACGGACUUGCUGGCUUAAUCCAAUUUAACAACUUUGGACAAAAGUACUAAACUUUGUGCAAAUAA